AUGAGUGAAAACAAGCAGCACACAACUAUCCAUUUCUCGGAUAAAAAUCAGCCGCUUCAUGACAGAAACGAAGAUACUUCAAGUAAUCUAAAGCGGAAACAAAUAAAGCGUACUGCCUCCACUAGUAGUCAUGCUAUUAUUGCAUAUAGAACACUAUCUAUCACUGUUUCUGAACGACAAGUUAAAAAGUCUCCUAAAAAAUCUAAAAAGGAUUUAGCUGAUGAUCUCUCUGAUACCAAUUUUCACAAAUUAUCAUUACUUGAAUUAAGUCAACAAUACAGAACAAGUCUUGAGCAAGGUUUGGAUUCUCAACAGGCUUCGAACCGUGUAUCAGAAUAUGGUAAAAAUGUAAUCACACCACCACCAAGUAAUUGGUUUAAAAAAAUAUUCAGCUAUUUCUUUGGUGGUUUCUGUGGUUUACUAUGGAUUGCUAGUAUUAUUUGUUGGGUCUCAUGGAAGCCAUUGGGUAAUCCAGAUCCAUCACCUCUUAGUUUGGCUCUUGCUGUUAUCAUUAUGUUUGUCAUCUUUUUACAAGCUUUCUUUAAUGCUUGGCAAGAUUGGUCUACUAGUCGUGUCAUGAAUUCUAUUAAUAACAUGUUGCCAGCUCAAACUUUAGUUAAGCGGGAUGGAAACGUAAUUCCAAUUGAAGCUUCAAACUUAGUCCCUGGUGAUAUUGUAUAUAUUAAAAUGGGUAACAAAAUUCCUGCUGAUUUACGUCUUAUUGAGGCCUCUGAUGAUUUGAAAUUUGAUCGUUCGGUUUUAACUGGUGAAUCUGAGCCCAUUCCAGGCACUGUAGAUGCAACCGAUGAUAACGUAUUGGAAACUCAUAAUGUGGCUAUGAUGGGUACUCAUUGUUUAAAUGGUUCUGCUGUUGGUGUUGUUGUAUCUAUUGGUGAUAAUACGCUUAUGGGUAGAAUUGCUCGUUUAUCAUUAGCUGAUCCUAAUACUCGUACUACACUUCAAGUUGAAAUUUUAAGAUUCGUUAUUAUUAUUGCUACAUUAUCUAUUACUGUUGGUUCCAUUUGUUUGAUUACUUGGGCAGCUUGGUUAAGAAGAGAUUAUCCAAACUUUUUAACUGUUUCAAAUGCUUUGAUUGCAAUUAUUAGUGUCAUUGUUGCAUUUGUUCCUGAAGGUAUGCCUGUGGCAGUUACUUUAUGUCUAACCUUGAUUGCUCAUCGUAUGCAAAAAAGCAAUGUGGUUUGUAAAGUGCUUACAACAGUAGAGACAUUGGGUAGCGUAAACGUUUUAUGCUCGGACAAAACUGGAACUUUAACAGAAAACAAAAUGUUCGUCUCAGAUAUCAGUAUGGGGACUGAAGAGAUGAGUUCAGCUACUGCUAAUCAAAUUUAUUCCUCACAUGUAAACGGCCAGGCAAAUACAAAUCCUAUUGUAUUUUCUCAAAUAGAACAACUUCAAUUAGAAGCUGCUCUUUGUAAUGGUUCUAGUUAUGACUCUGCUACGUCUGAUUUAGAGGUUUCUAAGCGUACGGUUUUUGGCGAUGCUACUGACUGUGCUAUUUUAAAUUUUGCUGAGAAUUUGAGUUUUAAUGCCUCUCAUGCUAUCAGAACCGUUGACAGACUUCGCAAUGAUACAGAAAAAAUCUUUGAAAUCCCGUUCAAUUCUAAAAAUAAAUGGAUGUUAACCAUUUGUCGCCCUAAUGUGGAAUCUAUAGCUAACAGUCUUUCAACUUCCGACAUAAGCGUUGAUAUCAAUGAUUGGGUCUUAUUCUGUAAAGGCGCUCCUGAUGUCAUCUUGAGUAAAUGUUCAAAAAUCCUCGUUUCUGAUGAUGAUAGUACUAUUAAGGAAAAGGAAUUGACUAAUAAACAAACUGAACUUUUAUUAAGACUACAAUCAAAAUGGGCAAAUAAAGGCAAACGUGUUUUACUCUUGGCUCGUCGUAUUAUCAAACCAGAGGAGAAUCCAGAUAAUCUUGUAUCGGGUACAUCUAGUUUUACUACUUGGGUAACUCAAAUGAAUUCAGAACUUACUGUGGUCGGUAUGGUUGCUAUCGUUGAUCCCCCUCGUCCUGAAAGCGCUGAAACUGUGAGAAUCUGUAGAAAUGCUGGCAUUCGUUUUUUCAUGGUAACAGGUGAUUUCCCUAUGACGGCUGCUGCUAUCGCUAGAGAUAUCGGUAUCUUUACUACACAACAUCCUCACACUAUUAAAGAUCUAGACCCUACAAAGAAUAUAGAUGAUGUUAUUAAAUAUAAUGAUCUGAAGAAGGAAGAUACGGCUAGAAACAAUACCUCCGUCGUCACUAAUGAUAUUGAAAAGAAUGUGAAUGAAAAUAUUACCAUAAACAAUACCCAAGCUAAAGAAACCUCCAUUUAUCAAUGCAACAAAUCUCUUUUACUAUCUGGUAGUGAUAUGAUGACUCUCAACGACGCCCAAUGGGAACAAUUAUGUCAAUAUGAAGAAAUUGUUUUCGCUCGUACUUCUCCUGAUCAAAAGCUUCAAAUUAUUAAGGAAUUUCAAAAACGUGAAAAUAUAGUUGCCAUGACAGGUGAUGGUGUCAAUGAUGCACCUUCUUUGAAAGCUGCUAAUGUUGGUGUCGCUAUGGGAAGUGGCUCAGAUGUUGCUAUCGAAGCUGCUGAUAUGAUUUUGCUUGAUAAGUUCUCUAGUAUCGUUGCUGCAGUUGAGAAUGGUCGUCUUGUCUUUGAUAAUUUGAAAAAGGUCAUUGUUUAUCUGCUUCCUGCUGGUUCUUGGUCAGAGUUAUGGCCCGUUAUUGUUAAUAUUUUCUUGGGUGGUCCUCAAACAUUGUCUUCCUUCCAAAUGAUCGUUAUCUGUGUCUUAACUGAUUUGUGUCCCUCUAUGGCCAUGAUGAUGGAAAAACCCGAAACAGGUUUAUUAACUCGUCCACCACGUAGACCAAGUAGCGAUCGUUUAGUGAAUAGUAGACUUUUACUUCAUGCUUAUGGUUUUGUUGGUCUUAUGGAAAUGUUAUCCUCUAUGUUUCUUUUCUUCCUCUAUUUAGGCAUUAACGGAAUUCCUCCUCGGGAUGUUUUCUUUUCAUUCUCUAAUUUAAGAAGUCCUGAUGGUUAUAAAGGUCAUACAGCUGAUGAAAUCACGCAAAUGAUCAACGUUGCUCAAUCUAUUUACUUUGUUAACCUGGUUAUUUGUCAAUGGGGAAAUGUCCUUUCUUCAAGAACAAGAAGACUCUCUAUCACUCAAGCUAAUCCUUUGUGGGGACCUAAUCAGAAUUUAUAUUUGUUCGCAGCUAUGGUCGCAUCACUAGCUAUUGCUAUCAUUAUUCUAUAUGUUCCAGUCUUCAAUGUUUAUUUGGAAACAUCUCCUAUACCUGUCAAAUUCUGGUUUAUUCCAUUUGGCUGGGCCUUCUUCAUUAUGUUUAUGGAUGAAAGUAGAAAACUUUUAGUUAGAAAGUUCCCUAAGAGUAUCAUUAGCAAGUUAGCUUGGUAG
This is a messenger RNA of Cokeromyces recurvatus, 3417 nucleotides long. RefSeq lists its product as uncharacterized. Gene Ontology annotation, molecular function: ATP binding; P-type sodium:potassium-exchanging transporter activity; ATP hydrolysis activity. Gene Ontology annotation, biological process: potassium ion import across plasma membrane; sodium ion export across plasma membrane; intracellular potassium ion homeostasis. The record is from RefSeq and is a predicted model, not a curated record. Lineage: Eukaryota; Fungi; Mucoromycota; Mucoromycetes; Mucorales; Mucoraceae. The transcript is spliced from 3 exons. The coding region runs from base 1 to 3417 and encodes 1138 amino acids. Gene Ontology annotation, cellular component: membrane.